AUGCAAACGGCAACGAUAGUGUUUAAAACUGAACCCAAAGAGUUCGGGAUUCCUUCUGGUGCGAUCGUUUCAUCUUCUACUUCGUCAUCGUCGCCGCCAGUAAUUGGACAUAUGCGGCCGCCACCGCCACCCCCGCCUCCCAAGAUCAAGGUGAUCGACAUCAAGCUGGAGGAGCCCACUAGCUCUAUUCCUGAUCUCGGUAAGUCUAUGACAACUUUUAAUGACGUUGUUGUAAAUUUAAACAUCCACAGGCACUGA
Diabrotica balteata is the source of this 258-nucleotide messenger RNA. NCBI's taxonomy places the organism in Eukaryota, Metazoa, Arthropoda, Insecta, Coleoptera, Chrysomelidae. The record is from the annotation of a GenBank genome assembly.